CGCUGCCUGCGCGCGCACAGGCGGGGGCCGCGCGCAGCACGCUACGGGCCGGAUGGCGGCGGCCGCUGCGGGAAGCGGGACGCCCCGCGAAGAGGAGGGGUCCAGUGGGGAGGCAGCGGCCCCGCAGCCGCAAGCUCCGACGAGUGCGCCCGGGGCCCGUCUCUCGAGGCUGCCUCUGGCGCGAGUGAAGGCCUUGGUUAAGGCGGACCCUGAUGUGACGCUCGCGGGACAGGAAGCCAUCUUCAUUCUGGCACGAGCCGCGGAACUGUUUGUGGAGACUAUUGCAAAAGAUGCCUACUGCUGCGCUCAACAAGGAAAGCGGAAAACCCUCCAGCGGAGAGAUUUGGAUAAUGCGAUAGAAGCUGUGGAUGAAUUUGCUUUUCUGGAAGGUACUUUGGACUGAUUACUGAGCUGGACACUUUGUGAGCCUUCACCUGCAUCCUUCAGCGAGCCCUCUGCAGGCCUCAGCUUUGAAGAACAGAGUCCUUGGAAAGUGGCACUCUAUAGUUUCCUGUUCUAACUUUACCUAAGCCAGAAUAACCUGCUUGUUUUUCUCUACAAGGUCUUCCAUGGCUGUCUUCCAUUUCUGUCUGGAUCAACUGCUGCUGCUUGAGGCAGAGACAAAAUGAUUUGUGUUGGUUGCUUAAUGAAUGACAGGGACCAGAAUAAAGGUCUCUGAUCAACUUGAA
Myotis myotis is the source of this 689-nucleotide messenger RNA. RefSeq names its product DNA polymerase epsilon 4, accessory subunit (gene POLE4). Gene Ontology annotation, molecular function: protein heterodimerization activity. Lineage: Eukaryota; Metazoa; Chordata; Mammalia; Chiroptera; Vespertilionidae. The transcript has 4 exons. Bases 53 to 403 code for a protein of 116 amino acids. The record is from RefSeq and is a predicted model, not a curated record. Gene Ontology annotation, cellular component: nucleus; epsilon DNA polymerase complex.